UCCAUACUACCACACCGAAACCCGUUCCCCAAUUCCUUAUUAACUUGGCCUUGAGGGAAUCGAGAUUUUGCUUGGAUUAUCUCAGCUGUCACCUUCAUCCUCACCUUCACCAUGGCGGCAGAAGAUGUCUUCGCCGUCCCGGUGUUUCUCGUCGUAUUUCGAGAGACACUCGAGUGUGUCGUUAUCGUCUCUGUCUUGCUAGCUUUUCUCAAGCAGACCCUCGAUGGACCUAAUCGGGAUGAGAAGGUGUAUAAGACACUCGUCAAGCAAGUAUGGAUCGGAGUCGCAACUGGGUUCGGUCUUUGUCUUAUAGUCGCCGCCGGCCUCAUCGGCGCCUUUUACAAACUAGGCACAGACAAAUGGUCGCUUAACGAGUACAACUACGAGGGUGCAUUCGCCCUCGUCGCGGCAGUCAUUAUUAGCAUCAUGGGCGUUGCUCUCCUCCGCGUCGGCAAGAUGCAGGAGAAAUGGCGCGUCAAGCUUGCCAAGUCCCUCGAAGCCCCUGAAGCCACUGCCGGUCGGAAAAGGUGGUUCCAACCCGGCUGGUUCAAGCGUUAUGCAGAGAAAUACGCCAUGUUCUUCCUCCCGUUCAUCACUGUGUUGCGUGAGGGUAUCGAGGCGAUUGUUUUCGUCGCUGGUGUCUCGUUCAGUGCGCCGGCCAAGGCUUUCCCGCUUCCUGUUGUUGUGGGGCUGAUUGCUGGGGGUAUUGUAGGAUACUUCUUAUACAAGGGAGGUGCUGGUGCUAAAUUGCAGUAUUUCUUGAUUGCUUCCACAUGUCUGCUAUACCUAGUAGGCGCGGGUCUCUUCUCGCGUGCUGUCUGGUACCUUGAAAACCAACAGUGGAACAACAUCAUCGGUGGUGAUGCUGCCGAACUGGGAGAUGGUCCGGGAUCUUAUGACAUUGACAAGAGUGUCUGGCACGUAAACUGCUGCAGCCCGGAGUUAAAUGGAGGCGAGGGUGGUUGGGGUAUCUUUAACGCCAUCCUCGGAUGGACUAACUCGGCUACCUACGGCUCCGUUAUCUCAUAUAACGUUUAUUGGAUCUUCGUCAUGGCCUCAUUUGGCGUCUUGAGAUACCGUGAGGUUAAGGGUCACUGGCCGUUCUUGAAGCCGAAGAAGAGCGCGGCUGAUCCAGUGCCCGAAACAGUUGGCCCGAGCCAUGGAGCAGACGGAGUGAAGGAUGUCACAGACAAGCCGGAGGCUUAGGAAGGUCUACCUGAAAAGGCUGUGAUAUUUUUUUGCUAAAGAUGGGGGGUAGUGCAAAAUCUUCCUCUUUGAAGGUUGAAACCAUUAAUUGGGCCAUUUGGAACGAUAGGAUAGAUAAUUGGUUAAUGGUAAAUAUGAAUGAUAGAAUAGCAAAAGUUUGUAUACACAUUGAGAAUGCCUAUAUCUUUGGUAGGUACCUAUAAUGAGAUGAAAUGAUGCAAAUGAUUGGACC
Molecule: messenger RNA, 1438 nt
Organism: Hypoxylon trugodes
Lineage: Eukaryota; Fungi; Ascomycota; Sordariomycetes; Xylariales; Hypoxylaceae
Product: iron permease FTR1
Exons: 5
Coding region: 112-1206 (364 amino acids)
Biological process (GO): iron ion transmembrane transport
Cellular component (GO): plasma membrane; high-affinity iron permease complex
Molecular function (GO): ferrous iron transmembrane transporter activity
Source: RefSeq, a predicted model, not a curated record